AUGGAGACACAGCUAGACCCCAUGAAAGAUGACUUGCCCUUAAUGGCCAACACUAGCUAUAUGCUUGUAAAGCACUAUAUAUUGGACUUGGAUGUGGAUUUUAACAGUAAAGUUAUUGACGGCAUCAUAGUUUUAUUCUUUGAGACUGGGAGCCAGUACAGGAAAACCAGCAGUACUGGCAAAGAAGGCUGCCAGUCACAGUUUGAUGAAACCUCUAAAAUGAGGGUGUCUGAACUCUGCCACAUUCCUGUGACAAAUGUGACUGCCUGUUCAUCUAAAACAGUAUAUAAUGAUUUUGCUGUCUGUGGUAAAGGUGAAGAAGAUACUUCUGAUAAAAAUGGUAACCAUAGCAACGAGGAACAGGCUUCUGGGAUUUCUAGUUCAAAGGACUGCUAUGACAUAGAGAAUCAUGGGAACAAGGAUUUUCUGCUGGUAUUGGACUGCUGUGAUUUAUCCGUGCUAAAGGUUGAGGAGGUAGAUGUUGCUGCUGUGUCAGGCAUUGAAAAACUCACAAGGUCUGCCAAGCUAACUGAUGCUUCAAAGGAGCUGGAAGAUCUCAGGAAUCAGAUUGUGCAUGAACUUGUGACAUUACCUGCAGAUCGCUGGAAGGAACAGCUAUACUAUUUUACUCGCUGCAGCCAGGCGCCUGGCUGUGGAGAGCUUCUGUUUACUACUGGCACCUGGAGCUUGGAAAUAAGGAAAUCAGGAAUUCAUACUCCAACAGAUUUUCCUCAUGCAAUAAGAAUACGGUACAAAACCAAACCGGAGGGAAGAUCUGUUACAUGGACUACAGACCAGAGUGGCAGGCCAUGUGUUUAUACGAUGGGAUCGCCAAUAAACAACAGAGCCCUUUUCCCAUGCCAAGAACCACCCAUUGCCUUGUCAACAUGGCAAGCCUCAGUCCGAACAGCUGCAGGCUUUGUUGUGUUAAUGAGUGGUGAAAACUCAGCAGAACCAGUCCAGCUUCGAGAAGGUAUCUUGAGCUGGUACUACUACGUGACUAUGCCAAUGCCAGCAUCCACCUUCACUAUUGCUGUGGGGUGCUGGCAGGAAGUUAAACAGCAGUCCUUCACAACUGCUAUCCAGACAAACACUGAGUUUUCCUUGCCAUCUUCACAAGCUGAUUUCAGAUGGCAUGAAGAAAUCUGUGGUCAUGUGGAAUAUCCCUGCCGUUUCCAAAAUCCUGCUGCCAGGUUGCAGGCAGUCAUUCCUUACAGAGUCUUUGCUCCCUGGUGCCUUAUGGAACGCUGCGAAGAACGUUUGCUUCAGCUCAUUCCUCAGUGCCUCUCAGCUGCUUACACCACACUGGGUACCCACCCCUUUUCGAGGCUUGAUGUUUUGAUAGUUCCUUCCAACUUUUCCAGCCUGGGAAUGGCUAG
Messenger RNA from Fulmarus glacialis (Northern fulmar), 1379 nucleotides. It is a transcript of the gene AOPEP, whose product is annotated as chromosome unknown open reading frame, human C9orf3. Gene Ontology annotation, molecular function: metalloaminopeptidase activity. Gene Ontology annotation, cellular component: nucleolus. The transcript is spliced from 4 exons. The annotation marks the transcript as partial. The record is from RefSeq and is a predicted model, not a curated record. NCBI's taxonomy places the organism in Eukaryota, Metazoa, Chordata, Aves, Procellariiformes, Procellariidae.